Oncorhynchus tshawytscha (Chinook salmon) is the source of this 1883-nucleotide messenger RNA. RefSeq names its product syntaxin 5A (gene stx5a). Gene Ontology annotation, biological process: endoplasmic reticulum to Golgi vesicle-mediated transport; intracellular protein transport; vesicle fusion. Gene Ontology annotation, molecular function: SNARE binding; SNAP receptor activity. The record is from RefSeq and is a predicted model, not a curated record. Gene Ontology annotation, cellular component: endomembrane system; SNARE complex; Golgi membrane. Lineage: Eukaryota; Metazoa; Chordata; Actinopteri; Salmoniformes; Salmonidae. Bases 297 to 1199 code for a protein of 300 amino acids. The transcript is spliced from 11 exons.
GUGGCGAUGACGUCAGUAUCCGGAAAUGACCCGGAUUCAAACUUUCAUUCCGGCUUGGUAAAAACAUAGAACGAUCUGUGAAUUAUUGUGGAAUUUUGCUAAUAAUACAUUGAGAAUGCCCGUGUGCAUCAUUGGACACGGAUUGACGCCUCGCAGUUAGGAGUUGACAUCAGGAGGUGUAGUGACUGUUUCCACGGAGCACGGACCGGUCUAUAGUACACUACCGAUAUCUUUCAGAAGUCAGACCCUUCCUCCUUGGCGUGCCCAGUGCAGGCUGGUGAUAUACAGGCGGCAGGAUGACGUGCAGGGAUCGAACCAACGAGUUCCAGUCCGCCUGCAAAUCCCUACAGAGCAGACAGAAUGGUGUUCAGCACACCAAGCCAGCCCUCAGUGCUCUCAAGCAACGCAGUGACUUCACCCUCAUGGCCAAGAGAAUAGGGAAGGACUUGAGUAAUACAUUUGCUAAACUAGAGAAACUCACUAUAUUGGCUAAAAGAAGAUCUCUAUUUGAUGACAAGGCAGUGGAGAUUGAAGAGUUAACCUACAUCAUCAAGCAGGACAUUAACAGCCUGAACAAGCAGAUUGCCCAGCUGCAGGAUCUGAUCCGUUCACGUGGAGCUCCCAGCGGCAGACACAUCCAGACCCAUUCCAACACCAUCGUCAUCUCCCUGCAGUCCAAACUGGCGUCUAUGUCCAAUGACUUCAAGUCGGUUCUAGAAGUAAGAACGGAGAACCUGAAGCAGCAGAAGAACAGGAGAGAACAGUUCUCUCAGCGUCACGUCUCUUCUCCUCUCCACGCCAACAACUUCAAGAGUUCAGUGUUGAUGCAGGAUGAGUCAAGGAGUAUGGGGGCUGAGGUCGCCAUCAACAUGGACAACCAGUCUAACCCUCUACAGCUCCAGCUCAUUGAUGAGCAGGACUCGUACAUCCAGAGCCGUGCAGACACCAUGCAGAACAUUGAGAGCACCAUCGUAGAGCUGGGCUCUAUCUUUCAGCAGCUGGCUCACAUGGUGAAGGAGCAGGAGGAGACAGUACAGAGGAUUGAUGCUAACGUGGAGGACACUCAGCUCAACGUGGACAUGGCUCACACGGAGAUCCUCAAGUACUUCCAGUCUGUGUCCUCCAACCGCUGGCUCAUGGUCAAGAUCUUCCUCGUCCUCAUCGUGUUCUUCAUCGUCUUUGUGGUCUUCCUCGCCUGAGCAGGGAGAAAUGAUAGAUAAAGAAGUGGAGGUUGAAGAAGAGGGAGAUGGAAAAGUUCAUUGUCUUUUGACAGGUUGCGUCACUCCUAUGAAACGCUAGUCGCUUGACCAAUAGUUCAGACGGAGUCAUGCUAUCUGACAUAAGACAAUGGGAAAGGUUGGGCUGAGACGAGGGGUUGCCACAGCAACAGGACAAUGGGACAGGUGGAGUGUUAUUGAACGGUCUAGGACUUGAGGUCCAGCAGCCCAAGAAAUGAUAGUCUGCUGCCUAAAGCCUUGGAGAGAGUUUCUGGAGUGACCCUAGCAGAUCUAUUCUGUUCCUACAGACAUUGAUGAAAUACCCCUAAUGAAAAGGAUAUGCUAUCGGAACACGCUUUGUAUAGUAUAAACAGAAUACUUGUCAUUCUGUUCUUUGUUACUUUAGAGAACAAUUCAUCUUACACAUUUAAAUCAAAAAUGACUUAUUUAAUGGUUUGAUUCUGCAAACCUAGUUUUGUUUCUUGGUAGAUUUUCUUUUACCCCUCAUGUAGCUUAUUGUUGAUUGGUUGUAAGACGGGGUGUCAUCAACUUUCUCUCUGACAUGAGGGCCAACACAACAGACUGGAGUUUUCUUGAAUUGUAAUCAUUUCUUUCGAUUUUUGUUCCUCAUUAUUCUAGUUUUAUUAAAGAGAGACUUGAACAAUU